Molecule: messenger RNA, 924 nt
Organism: Hypomesus transpacificus
Lineage: Eukaryota; Metazoa; Chordata; Actinopteri; Osmeriformes; Osmeridae
Gene: trmt112
Product: tRNA methyltransferase activator subunit 11-2
Exons: 4
Coding region: 40-549 (169 amino acids)
Biological process (GO): tRNA methylation; rRNA (guanine-N7)-methylation; peptidyl-glutamine methylation
Molecular function (GO): protein heterodimerization activity
Source: RefSeq, a predicted model, not a curated record
AAACUAUGAACUGGUGUACCAUCAAAACUUCCGGUCCGCAUGGUUUUUGCAUCGAUCUCGUUGAAAAAGACAUCUGACAUAUUCUCAAAUAUUGGAAAGAAUAAUUUUCAUCUGAAGUCUGAAACAAAAAGAUCCUGGUUUUGCUUACUACAUAAAAUAUACGUUGCCACUUUUAAAAUGAAACUACUGACGCACAAUAUGUUGACAUCGCACGUGAAGGGGGUAACCAAAGGAUACCCCCUUCUCAUCAAGGCGACGGAGGUUAAAGUCAGCGAGGUGGAAUUCAACCCUAAUUUUGUGAGCCGUAUGAUCCCGAAACUGGAGUGGAGCGCUUUCAUUCAGGCAGCUGAGGGGCUUGGCCACCUGCAGGAUCUACCCAAUGAGCUGAUAAAUGACUUUGAGAAGAAUGAAGAGUUCUUGAAAAAAGUUCACAGGGUUCUUUUGGAGGUGGAGGUGAUCGAGGGCUGUCUGCAGUGUCCUGAGUCUGGUCGAGAGUUUCCAAUCACCCGAGGUGUCCCCAACAUGCUUCUGAAUGAGGACGAAUCAUAGAGCGCUAAGGGGAAGGAGUGCCCCAGCCUUCCACCCUGAGCCCCCCAGUAUAGAUAUGAGGAAUACAUCUUCUUGUAAAGUAUGGUGACCCCCAUCCCUGCCCUCUCAACUUAAGCCUAACCCUUUAUGUGUAUUAGAACCGGUUGGCAUUGAGAAUUAAUCAAAGCUGGACUUGCUGGAGAUUUGGGUGACAACGUACCACCAUGGGCGGUGUUUUGAUCAGUGAAGUACUUCAGAGGCUUUCAACAGGACUAUGGUUCAGAAAAGUCCCUUGUAUUCUUGCACAAGAGAGGUGAUUCAGUUUUAUUUAUUUUUCUAAACGUUUGGGUUCAUGUUUUUGCAAUAAAAGUACAAAUCUUUGGUUCCUUAGGUAAA